CAUGACCUGAGCCGAAGGCAUACACCUAACCAGCUGAGCCACCCAGACUUCCCUACCUGUUACUUUUAAAGGGUCAGUUAAAUGAAAGCAUGGACCAUGGGGGAGUUGGACCAUAUGAACUUGGCAUGGAACAUUGUGAGAAAUUUGAAAUUUCGGAAACUAGUGUGAACAGAGGGCCAGAAAAAAUCAGACCAGAAUGUUUUGAGCUACUUCGGGUACUUGGAAAAGGGGGCUAUGGAAAGGUUUUUCAAGUACGAAAAGUAACAGGAGCAAAUACUGGGAAAAUAUUUGCCAUGAAGGUGCUUAAAAAGAAAAAGCAUCCUGGACCUGGAUGGGAGAGAAGAGAUGAAGAUCUUAACCUUUCAACAUGCAGACCUUCACUGAAGUCAAGUUUUUACUUUAGCACUUCACUCUGUAUCUGAUCCUUCACUUUUUUUUUUUUUUUUUUUUUUGGAGAGUACACCUUUCUAAGUGCUAGUAAUAUACCUGUUUUUAGUCCUCCACCUUCCGCCUUCUCCAGUCCCUAAUGACUUUUUUUUUUUUCCUUUCUUGCUUUUUAUUUUUGUCUCCAGUUUUUGAACCUACUAAGGUUCUAUGGAAUCAGCUUCUUUUGAGUUCUCUGUGCAGGCAUUUAGAUUUGAUCAUAUUCUACUCCACUGAGUCAUGUACCAUUGCUUUAUCCCACUCUGUUUUCUUCACUUUUGAGGUGUGGAGUGAGAUGCAUUUCCUAGUUUUAUUGAAAAUGGGUUAUGUGUGUUUGGUUUCUUGUUCUUUUUGUUUGGGAUUGAUUUCUGAA
This is a messenger RNA of Leptonychotes weddellii (Weddell seal), 796 nucleotides long. Lineage: Eukaryota; Metazoa; Chordata; Mammalia; Carnivora; Phocidae. The record is from RefSeq and is a predicted model, not a curated record.